AUGGCCGACAGAGUCAGCUUCGACGUCGACUAUGGUGUAUUUCGCCACGUCGACCUAACGAAGCAUUGGCGGGAGGCCGUGGCGGAGGAGGAAAACCGCCUGACGAAACAAAAUGAGACCUAUCUCAAGACAGCGCCCCGGAUGGCAAUGUGCAAGAAUCUCCCCACUGCUGGCUUCAAGUAUGACUGGAACCAGUUUCGCAACCACGAUGGUCUGUUUGUCGUCCGAGUCAGGGGUUCUAUUCACUCGAAUCACAUCAACAACCAUGUCAAACACCUCAACCCCAAGGAGAUGGACACAUUCUGCGCCGAGGCCUUCGACAAGGCCAGUGAAGUCCUUGACGGUCUUGCAAGCAUAGGCCCGGAAGACUUUUGGGCGAAAGUUGCCCAAGACCUCGGAAUUCAACUCCCAGCAGGAACAGCUCAAACGCGAGGUUUCUGGGACUGGGCAAUGAAGCUUGUGGCGGCCCGUAUCGUCGGCAUCCAGGAGGGCCUCCCAGCAUGUGACGCUGCUGGUGAUAUCGAGAUGUCUGACCAGCCCAACAAGAACAUGUCAGACCGGGAGCCUCUUAGCCUCGCGGCUCAAGCCGUCGACAACUUUCUUGCAGUGGGAAUAUGGAAGUAUGGCGACAUGCCCAAGAAAGUCACGGCAAUCACACGACAUCAUGUUAUCAUCGCUCCAAACAAGUCUGGCCCUGACAAACCUGCAAAGAAGGGUUCAGCUCCAGCAAAGAAUGCCCCUAAGAACACUCAUGCCCACAACUCCCACAUGCAAGUCGGGCCGACAGCCUCAUCCAAGAGUACAAUACGUAUCCGCCGAUCAGAAUUUGGUUCUCAAGUUGGUGCUGGACAACCUGCCUGGUGGGGCUUUAUCAGCCGGCUCAAGAGUUUGGAAGAGAUCUCGAGGCCUCGACGGAUUCCAGACGGGUCUCAGAAUCAUGCAGAGACCGCAAAAGGCGGCUGUGUCCAAGCAGGUGCGGUUGACGAUCUCGUCAUUGGAAUGCAUGGCACGACGAUCGAGGGCGCCACAAGAACCCCUCAGGUCUUGGCAGACCUUGCUAUCAGGACAGUCAACCCACUGAAGCGACGCCACGACGACACUGAGGAAGCUGAGGAUAGUGGAAUAGGCGACCAGCCACUUGCAAAGAUGGCAAAGGUCUCCCAAAGCCACGCCCACACUUCAGGCUCGCCCUCGCAAGUUGAUGAGCCCGGAUGCGGCUGCGUCAAGGCCGCCACCGACGCAGUACUUGAGCAGUGUCCCAUUGCCCAGGCAUAUGGCAGAGUGUGCCCCGACUUCCAGUGCGGCCUCAAAGAGAAGGAGCAGGCCACCGAGCGAUUCGGCCUCGUGUGCCUCGAAUGUGUUGAGGGAAAGCCCGGCAAGAAGACGAAGAAGAGCAGCAGGAAGUAG
This is a messenger RNA of Diaporthe citri, 1407 nucleotides long. RefSeq lists its product as uncharacterized. The coding region runs from base 1 to 1407 and encodes 468 amino acids. NCBI's taxonomy places the organism in Eukaryota, Fungi, Ascomycota, Sordariomycetes, Diaporthales, Diaporthaceae. The record is from RefSeq and is a predicted model, not a curated record. The transcript has 2 exons.